Molecule: messenger RNA, 1062 nt
Organism: Trematosphaeria pertusa
Lineage: Eukaryota; Fungi; Ascomycota; Dothideomycetes; Pleosporales; Trematosphaeriaceae
Exons: 1
Coding region: 1-1062 (353 amino acids)
Source: RefSeq, a predicted model, not a curated record
AUGGACGCACAGCAACCGACAGAGGAAACACAGGCUGCCGAGACGGCAUGGGAAAACGAGUUCAUCUCCCGGUGGAUCGACCGCCUCAAACAUACAUACUCCUUCCAAAGCCACGACAAAGACCCGAAGUGUCCAUUCGGCGCCGCCAUGAUGUCCUUCCAACACUUCACCACCCGUAUCAUCCUGGCCCUUGAAGCCCGCGAUCCCGGGAUUGUCAAUAUGACCAAGUGUGGCUACCUGCGUCUCAUCUAUUCCCGCCUCCCUAGCUUCCACAACUUACAGGGGUUCCAUGCGUGGGUUGCAGAUGCUGUACUGAAGCAUCCGCAGCGCCGGAAUAUGAAGCAGCACCAGUGGCUUGCGAUAGUGGACUAUGAGCGCCUAGGGGGAGGGCUGUUGCGGAAGUGCAAGAUGGCGUUUGUUGAGCUGAAUAGGUGGUUCAGGGAGGUGAGUAAGCCGGAGAACCUGGUGCGGGAUCCGGAUCAACUGUACUUGUUUCGGCGCGCGAAUGGCCUGAAGGCUGUCAAGACUGACCGGGUCGGCGACUGGGAGCAUCAGGAAUGCCAAGUGUGUACAGAGGAGUUCGAGCGCCCUGAUACGAUUGAAGGUGAGCGCACUCCCCAGCGAGCGCCGUGCGGACACGUCCUCUGCAAGGCCUGUUUCAAGAACUGGCUCGAGCAGUCGAAAGGACGGUACACGUGUCCCCUCUGCCGCGCCUGUCUCGUAUGCGGCGAAAACAACUGUAUCUUCCAUAGCAUCCGACGCGAGCCUACCACUCCCAUGCCAAUGCCCGAUGUCCUCCGAAUUAUCCGGGGGCGAUCGGAGGAGCUACUCCACGGUUUGGCACCGAGUCGGUACUGGGUUCUCCGCGAGACGACGCGCUAUCACCGUGUCUGUAUUCGGUUCUAUAACCGGGUAUUGGAUCGGGACGGGGCAGAUGUGGAUGAUCCGGUGUAUCAGCAUUACCAGCAGCGUAGGGAUGAACAUUGGGAUACGAUGAAAGGAGAGAUUCUGGGUGAGCGCAUGGUGCCUGCUGGACGGGACGAGGCUAGGAGGCGAGUAUGA